This is a messenger RNA of Neomonachus schauinslandi (Hawaiian monk seal), 264 nucleotides long. RefSeq names its product S100 calcium binding protein Z (gene S100Z). Gene Ontology annotation, molecular function: calcium ion binding. Lineage: Eukaryota; Metazoa; Chordata; Mammalia; Carnivora; Phocidae. The transcript is spliced from 3 exons. Gene Ontology annotation, cellular component: cytoplasm. Bases 1 to 264 code for a protein of 87 amino acids. The record is from RefSeq and is a predicted model, not a curated record.
AUGCCCACUCAGCUGGAGCUGGUCAUGAACCUCAUGAUUAGGAUCUUCCACCAGUACUCUUGCAAGGAAGGGGACAGAUUCAAGCUCGACAAGGGGGAACUGAAAAUGCUCCUGCAGCGAGAGCUCGCGAUAUUCCUCUCGUGUGCCAAAAAAACCCCCCAAUUGGUUGAUACGAUAAUGCAGGACCUGGAUGCCAAUAAGGACAACGAAGUGGAUUUUAAUGAAUUUGUGGUCAUGGUGGCAGCUCUGACAGUUGCUUUGUAA